AUGACGACCGAGGCGCGCCUGCGCAUCUCGCCCACCUCGCUCGAGGAGAAGCCGCACCCGCUCUCGACGUCGCCGCACUCUCCGGACCGGCGCUCGCCGAUGCCGCCGGCCGCGACGCUGUCGUUGAGCAACCCGUCGCCUCCCGCCGAGGUGGAAGCGACGCUGACCCGCCUCACUGCGCACCAGGGCGUGCUGGGCUGCCUGGUCCUCUCGCGCACCGAUGGCCUCGUGAUCCGCAGCGGCGGCCAGAUGUUUGAGCCCAGCGGACCCGGUGCGAGGGAGCGGGCCGAGUCGCUGAAAAAGGUCGUCAGGCUCGUCAAGAACUGCGUCGGCAUCACCAGCGACGAGGUCAAGAACGUCGACGGCAGCGACGAGCUCGGCUUCCUCCGCAUCCGCACGCGCAAGUACGAGAUCAUGAUCACGCCCAACGACAAGUACCUGCUCGUGGUGCUGCAGGACCCGACUGCAGGCCCGUGA
Molecule: messenger RNA, 477 nt
Organism: Pseudozyma flocculosa PF-1
Lineage: Eukaryota; Fungi; Basidiomycota; Ustilaginomycetes; Ustilaginales; Ustilaginaceae
Exons: 4
Coding region: 1-477 (158 amino acids)
Biological process (GO): microtubule-based movement
Cellular component (GO): cytoplasm; cytoplasmic dynein complex
Molecular function (GO): dynein intermediate chain binding
Source: RefSeq, a predicted model, not a curated record